GCGGUCACGUGACAACGGGGGCGGGGCGAAGCGCAGGCGCGAGGAGCAGGCGCGAGGAGCAGGCGCAGUUGGUGGGCGGCUGUGUCAGCUGACCCAAGGGGCCUUCGAGGUGCUUUAGGCGGCUUGCCUUGGUCUCAGAAUCGCUGCCGCCAUGGCUAGUCAGUCGCAGGGGAUUCAGCAGCUGCUGCAGGCCGAGAAGCGGGCAGCCGAGAAGGUGUCCGAGGCCCGAAAAAGAAAGAACCGGAGGCUGAAGCAGGCCAAAGAAGAAGCUCAGGCUGAAAUUGAACAGUACCGCCUGCAGAGGGAGAAAGAAUUCAAGGCCAAGGAAGCUGCGGCACUGGGAUCCCAUGGGAGUUGCAGCACUGAAGUGGAGAAGGAGACCCAGGAGAAGAUGACCAUCCUCCAGACCUACUUCCGGCAGAACAGGGAUGAAGUCUUGGAUAACCUCUUGGCUUUUGUCUGUGACAUUCGGCCAGAAAUCCAUGAAAACUACCGCAUAAAUGGAUAGAAGGAGAGAGAAGCACCUGUUCUGUGGAGUGGCAUUUUAGAUGCCCUCAUGAAUAUGAAGCUUUAGCACAGCUCUAGUUAUAUUCUUAUGAAAUGGCAUUAAAUUAUUUCCAUAUAUUAUAUAGUAGGUCCUUCCACUUUUUGGGCAGUAGCAAAUCUAGCUUUUUGUACAGACUUACAAAUUAUCUAAAGAUUUCAUCUUUUUACCUCAUAUUUCUUAGGAAUUUAAUGGGUAUAUGUUGUCUUUUUGGCAAGGUAUAUAUGCCUUUUGGCUCAAGCAACAUGUAUAUCACUGUUGACUUUUUCUUUCUUAGAUCUAGUUUUAAAAAAAAACACCACAUAACUAUUCUUUGAAGAAAGGAAGGGAUUAAAUUUUUUUUUUUCCCUAACACUUUCUUGAAGGUCAGGGGCUUUAUCUAUGAAAAAGUAGUAAAUAGUUCUUUGUAACCUGUGUGAAGCAGCAGCCUGCCUUAAUGUAGUCCAUUCUUGCUAGUGGUUAGAACAGUGAAUACUAGUGGAAUUAUUUGGGCUGCUUUUAGUUUCUCUUAAUCAAAAUUACUAGAUGAUAGAAUUCAAGAACUUGUUACAUGUUAUUACUUGGUGUAUCAGUAAUCAUUUAAAAGUAAAGACUCUGUCAUGCAUUUUU
Molecule: messenger RNA, 1153 nt
Organism: Piliocolobus tephrosceles (Ugandan red Colobus)
Lineage: Eukaryota; Metazoa; Chordata; Mammalia; Primates; Cercopithecidae
Gene: ATP6V1G1
Product: ATPase H+ transporting V1 subunit G1
Exons: 3
Coding region: 152-508 (118 amino acids)
Biological process (GO): synaptic vesicle lumen acidification
Cellular component (GO): synaptic vesicle membrane; vacuolar proton-transporting V-type ATPase, V1 domain; vacuolar proton-transporting V-type ATPase complex
Molecular function (GO): ATP hydrolysis activity; proton-transporting ATPase activity, rotational mechanism
Source: RefSeq, a predicted model, not a curated record